Molecule: messenger RNA, 303 nt
Organism: Protopolystoma xenopodis
Lineage: Eukaryota; Metazoa; Platyhelminthes; Monogenea; Polystomatidea; Polystomatidae
Source: the annotation of a GenBank genome assembly
AUGUGGAGUGAAGAGACGCUCAACGAAACGCGUAGCCUUCUAGUGGGCGUAAAUCGCACCCAUCCGAUGAUCAGUUUUCUGACUAUGCUGGGUCCCAGCCCUGAUUGGUGCACGGGUGUCUCGAGCCAGUCAGUCUGUCAGGUCGACUGUACCUGGGUAGACCGACUCGACUUGGAUCUCUAUCCAUGGGAUGCAGGGGUUCAAACCGGGGACACUUAUCUGCCGAAAGAUGUUAUUCGAAAGGUGAGACAGGACCCAUAUUCAAUUUCUAUCCUCAUCUGGAUUAAAGGCCUUCAUCCUUAA